CCUAUAAAUGUUCACCAGCUCACCCGGAGCAAAGAAACUGCCUUAACUGUAGAACAGAAAGGAAGAACACUUUCCAACACUUUUUUAGUCAUUUAGACAUCAGCCAAAGGAUGACCGGGAGAUCUUUAAACCGAAUCUGCAAAAUUGGACUGCUCUUUAUUUCCUUGGUGAUGCUGUCCUACUUUCCGAAAAGUGCAUCAGUCAGUCUCGAUUUAACUGAGCUGAGAAACAAAAUUUCAAAAAUCAAAGUAAAUCCACGGGGGAAUCUUUGGGCAACAGGACAUUUUAUGGGUAGGAAGAGUAUUCCAGACAGCUAUGUAGAGUCAUCCGAGCUGAAGCUGGAGCAGAGAGCCAUGCAGGUUCCCCAGCAAAGGACAGGUCCUGUCGACCAGGACAUGGACUUUGUGGUAAAGCUUUUGAAAAACUACGUUGCAAAAAGGAAAAGAUAGGAAUUUCUCAGUUUUUCAUCCACUGAUUAUACGGACAUUUCUGCUGAAACACAGCAACAUCCGCAGUGCUUUACUUCCAUUUUACAACUGCCUGAAUAGGGAGCUGGGAUCCACUUAACAUUUGCUGCUGCUUUUUUCAUGACUAAUAUCCAACAGGGCAUCUUUUGAUAUCAUGCAUAUGAUGCAUUUUAGAUUAUAGUUUUUUAUAUUCAAAUAUUAAAAGACACAUUUUAAAAUGUUUUUAAUUGUUGUAAUUCACUUAAAAUGUGUAAAUGAAGUUGACAAGUUACUACAGUUGCCUCUGAAUGUAAAGGUUCAUACUGGGUAAUGUAGUGGGUCAACUGGUAACAAUCUGAAAAUAAGACAGAAGUCUACAUUGUGGAGUUUCAGGUCAUAUUUAUUUAACUAGAGCUUUUAACAAUGGGUUUUGUUACAAAGUGGAUUUACAGAUAUCUGCAUCCAAACCAUGACUGAGCAGCCCAGACAACAGGGGCAGAAGUGGAGAAAGUAUUCUGAUAAUGAUACUUGUGUGUGUUUUGGAUACUACAUAGAGCUAAAACAUCAUUUAUUACACACAGAGAUAAUCCCAGUGCCGUUUUACGCUGUAAAGAUACUGUUGUUUUAGGUCAUUUGAACAGUUUAGAUUUAGAAGGAACACAUAUCUGUCUGUUGCAUGUAGAUUCAUUCACUCAUUUAGAAAUGUGCUGAUAUAGCCAGACCUACUUAAAUUUCCCUCAUCUGACAAUUAAACACACUGUAUAUGUUAGAACAUAUGUCAAUGCAUUUCACGGUUUUGACAAUGUUAAAAUUUCAAUGUUGUGACAACAAAACAAUACCAGCUGUGGUGUUUUAUUGCAACUAAACAACACAAAAUCUGUUAUUACUGAAUCAUAUGAGCAUAUUCAUUUAAUUUCCAGAAAUCCACCUUGCUCAGUGUUCUCAGCCCUGCAAACAUGUGUGACACAAGCCUUGCAACUCCAGUGCAAAAAUAAAAAUGUUACAACAAC
This is a messenger RNA of Astyanax mexicanus (Mexican tetra), 1456 nucleotides long. It is a transcript of the gene nmba, whose product is annotated as neuromedin Ba. Gene Ontology annotation, cellular component: neuron projection. Gene Ontology annotation, molecular function: neuropeptide hormone activity; neuromedin B receptor binding. The transcript has 3 exons. Gene Ontology annotation, biological process: positive regulation of hormone secretion; neuropeptide signaling pathway. The record is from RefSeq and is a predicted model, not a curated record. NCBI's taxonomy places the organism in Eukaryota, Metazoa, Chordata, Actinopteri, Characiformes, Acestrorhamphidae. The coding region runs from base 111 to 449 and encodes 112 amino acids.